This is a messenger RNA of Triticum turgidum subsp. durum (durum wheat), 753 nucleotides long. Lineage: Eukaryota; Viridiplantae; Streptophyta; Magnoliopsida; Poales; Poaceae. The record is from the annotation of a GenBank genome assembly.
AUGGACGCUGUGUUUAUACCUUCUGCCAGCCCUCUGGGUUUAUCUUGUGGAUCUAUUCUCAUGGAGUCGGUUGAGCUAUCCAGCACAUCACUGGCUGAAGCAAUGUUCGAGAAACUCGGUCUUCCUAAACCAGUGUAUUUUGUGCAUCAUCUUUCACAAGAUCGAUUUAGAACAGAGAUUCAAUUUCACCGCACAAAAGCACGGUACGAUGCUUCAGCGCGCCGGACUAAAGUAUCAAGCCGUACAUGUCAGAAUGGGGUAGCAUCAAUGAAUCAUGCACUCGAUAAGGCCAUCGAAUACAUGCAGAACAGAGAGGGUAAGGUGCUUGUGGACUAUAACUAUUAUCAGCUAGAGCAAAUGAAAAUGGCACAUACAAGAUUAUCAACCAGGUUGCCAGAACAGUCAGAUGAAAUCAACCAGCACAUCAAAACCAUCAAGCAGAUAACUAAAGAAGCAUGCAACUAUGUGGAACAAGUGCGCAAUGCAUCAAACAGAAUACAAGACCUUGCUGCCGUUUUCUUGGACCCUGCUACCUCAAUGUGUGUUUCUAAUAUGAAGCAAGCUAUCAUGGAGAUUCACAGUUCAAUUGUCGUGCUUCAAAGCUCUACAACUACGACAUCUCGGUUCCUAGAGGAAAAAGGCAUGUACUCAGAUGAUGAAGUGCCUGAACAAAGCUACAGUGGUCACUUAGAUGAAGAUUCAGCCGAUGAUAUUCAUCAACACCUGGAUGAUGACUAUGUCCCAUCGCCAUGA